AUGAACGCCUACCCGCCAGAGCUGCUAUGCCACCACUAUCCUUGCAUGCUCGUGGCCGGCCUGCUCCCCAUACCCGCCGCAUCGACUUCCACCCCUUCCCAGGUUCCAUCAGCAGGCGCACAGCAACCAGCCGCAUCCGCACCAGCACAACCACCACCACCAGCGACACAGACAACCCCACCCUCUGAUGCGACAACACCGCCGCCCACCAGGCCAGACGACAACGGCACAGAAGCCGCCACCACGGCCUCAGCAGCACCGAUUGCGGAUCCUGCAGCUGCCCGCACAGAAGACGCCGCCGACCCACGCAGCAGCAAGGAUGGAGGGCAUCCAGCCCAUGCCUACCCGGACCUCUGCCAGAGCCUGGCUGAAAUCUUCAAUGCCCGCGGCUCCAAUCUGGUCUGGGAUCCGGCUCGAGCCCAGUCCACCGUCUUCCACUCGGUCCUCGUACAGCAAAACAUCCGCCUGCCCCCUGCAAAGACCAGGCUCAGCCCGAGGACGGCCAACCCGGCAGCGCCCCCAUCGCCCGCCUCAAACAGCGGCACGGCGUCCGCCUCGGCCUCGCCCGAGACGAGCGCAAAGAGUCCAGGUAGCUCCAGCAAACAGCUCCCGCCCACCAACGACGCCGCAUCCUCCCUGGCUUCCAUGGCGCCCCGCAGCCCGCUCUCGCCCCUCCACCCCGCCGGCCCGCUCUUUCCCGACGGCCUGAUCGCCCCCAUCUGGGCGCGCAAGCACCGCGAGAUGAUCCCUGCCGUCUUUGUGUCGUUCUUCUGCCUCGCAGAGAAGCCAGGGGGCCCGCGAGCCGAGCAGACGGCCGAGACGGGCGCCUUCCUGCGCAGGCACGACGAGGAGCUCAUCCGCCAGAUUGAGCAGCGUAAGCGCUCCCUCACCGAGCGCGGCAUCAAGAUGACCGUCGUGCUCCUCACCAGCCGCGGAAUGCUCGAGGACCCGCUGCUCGAGGGCCGCCUCAGCUACGUGCGGCGCACCUCGGGCCUCGACUCCAAGGCGAGCCUCUUUGUCCUGACGCCCGUGUCCAAGCAGGAGCUCAACGAGUUUGUCACCAGCCUCCACCGGGCGCUCCACGACUCGGCCGUCGACUUCUACCGCGAACACGCCCGCAGGGUCCGCCGCAAGCGCGCUCGCUACCCGCCGCCGCCCUCGGUCAUCCAGCCCAUCCUGUCUGCUGCCGCCGCGCUGGCGCCCAAGCCGGUCGACCUCGUCCCGCUCUCGAGAGAAGGCUGGAUCGUGCGGGCAGAGUACAAGCUGGCCACGUUUGCCGAGCUGCAGGGCGACAACGACGAGGCGCUGCAGCGGUACCAGGAGGCGUACGACGUCCUCUCGGGGCCUUGCCUCGGCAGCACCAUGAUGCUCCCGCCGCGCACCAAGCGCUGGGCCGAGGCAAAGGUCCUCGCAGACACCCUCAGCAUCAAGAUCGCCAAGCUCCACCUCUACCGGGACGAUGGCGCCGCCGCCGUUAGGCAGCUGCACCGGCACCUCCACCGGUUCACUGAACUGAGUACGGGGUGGGGGAUCGGGAGCAUGACGUUCGAAUACUGGAGCUGGCUCUGCAAACAAUACCGAAUGUUCGCCGACCUGAUGGACGCCGCCACGCGGAGCCCGAGCUCGUCGCCGGUGCCGCCCUUUUCGCUGCCGACGCACGCCCCGCCGCUGCCUUCGAAGCUGCUGCACCCCGACGUCCUGUCCAUGCUCCAGGCGGGCAUGCCGGCGCCUCACGGCAUGAUGACGCCGACAGCCGAGGCGGCUGCGCUGGGCGUCUCGCCGGCCGCGCUCAUCCAGGGGCCAGGCACUUUCUACUACCUCGCCGCACUGUGCACGCUCGAGCGGAGAGAUCGUUUCCACAAGCUCGUGGCCGCCGAGCAGCUUUCGGAGGAAGAUGUGAACAAGCACCCUUCCCUGUCGCACGAGCAAAAGGUCGACUACACGGCGCAGAUUACAGAGCAACUGACGCGGGCGUACGAUUGCUUCAAGCGAACCAAGAUGGCGCGGCUGUCGCUCAUGGUGGCGUCCAAGAUCGCGCUCGUCUACCUCGAGGGCGGCAAGCACGAGAUGGCGCUGCGCUUCCUCGAACGGAUCCUGCGCAGCUUCCGCAUCGAGGGCUGCCACGCCAUCCAAGCCUGGCUCACGCAGCUCGCCGCGGGGUGCGCCGUGCACAUCGGCGACAUCGAGAGCUCCAUAUGCCUCCUCUCGGACCUGCUCCAGAUGCGGCUCGACAUCCCCGAACGCGACCGCGCCGCCGCCGAGGCACGAUUGGUUGCCAUCCUCGAGGGCGAUGCGGCGCUGCCGGAGGGGAAGAGUCCCGUGCGCAUCGAGAGCGACGGCACCAAGGGCCUCGUCGUCGUCGAACCGGUCUUCCUCGACGAGUCGGUCGAGGUCGGUGCGCCAGCUGCGUUCCAGCUGCGCCUGACGGCCCCCAAGGGCAGCAGGAUCUCAAGCAUCGCAUUUGCGUCGCUCGAAGUCAGGAUCUCGGGCUUCGAGGAACCCCUCGUCAUCCAUGCGAGCGAUGCAGCCUCGAGCGGCACCGAGAUCGUCGAUGUUGGACCGAUCAACGGCGCCUCGCUCGCCGCCGGCGACGAAGAGCAAUUUGCGAAGCUGCGCUGCGGCCUAUCAUGGGCGGCGGGCAGCACCAAGGUGAUUCAGGGAAGUCUCGUCUCGGACGUGACCGGCACUCUGGAGCUCGAGCGCGUCGUGCUUCGCACUGCGGGCGAAGCCGCGGCGAUAGAGUUUGUCUUUGACCUCUCAUGGCCGGCCUCGGCGCCCACCGCGACACGGCCCGGGCAGAUCCACGAUCCGCGGUGGCUGGUGCGCACCAAGGCGGGCAAGCACCGAUACCUGUCGAUCUCGCAGCGCGAGUCGUGGCACUCUGCCCGCGUGCGGCCGCGGAGUUACCGGUUGGAGCCGUCGGCGUCGCACCUGGACACGGCCUACCUCGACGAGCGCUUCCCCAUUGUGCUCAAGCUGACGAACCGAGAGUCGGUGCCGCUCCGAUGCGCCGCCGACCUCGGGUUGCAGGCGGCCUACGAGGGCAUGGACGAUACGCUGCAGUGCGGCGGCGACGCACCGCCCAGCGCACAGGUGCGCGACCACGACUGCGGCACCGUGGCGCCAGGACAGACUGUCGAGGUCCCCUUUUGGCUGCGCGCCGCAAGGAGGGAGGGCGUACGGAUCGUCGAUGUCGUCGUAAGAUCCUGGCCCGCUCGGUCCGCGGCCGACGGCGGCGGCGGCGGCGACGGCCACAACGACGACGACAACGAGGAAGAGGAAGAGACACGUGGGGCGAGCGAGACGACGCUCUCGAUCCGCAUCGACGUCGUUCCCGCUUUCCGUGUUUCGUUCAGGCCGAUCUGGACGGCCGACGAGCCGGGCGGUGGGGAGGCCAAGGCGCUUCUCGACCUUUCUGAUGGCGAUGCUGACAACAGCGACGACGACGCCUUCACCGACGAGGACGGGCAAGGAGGCACCAUACGACGUACCCCACCUCGACGACGACGACGACAAAGAAGGGUCGACGUGGAGACGACGUUCGAGAUGCGGGGCCCAAGCCCGAUCGAGGUACGCUCGAUCGACGUGCAGCUCCCGUCCUCGCGCCGCGGGGCCAUCACGAUGGCACAAGACUCGGCGGCCGAGUCGGACGCGCAUACAGACGUGCAGCUCCAGGAUGUCCUGGGACGCUGGGAGCGGGGCGACGCGUUUGGGGUGUACCACGCUUUCCUUGUUCCCAGCACCCGCGAUGGCGACGACGAUGACGAUAGCGACGAGGGGGUGCGGGUUGGGGAGGAGGGGGGCCAGGUUGUGGUUUGCUGGUCGCGCCACCGCACUUUGGACGGGGAUCAGCAAGAUGACGAGGCAAAGACAAACAGGACGGUAUGCAAGUUGCCCUCCUCCCUCUUGGUUCCACCCACAGCCGCACCAUCGUCAUCAUGGGGGGGCAUCAAAGUGACGACGCAGUUCGACAAGACGGCGUGUCUCGGUGUCGCCUUUGACUUUUCACUCGUCCUCACCAACACGGGCGACGGCGGUAGGACGACGGGCAAGAACCAAAACCAGAAUCAAGAUCGGAAGCACGAGGGGAGGGGGGUGGGGAGUGCGUCGGUUGUGGUGCAGAUCGACUCGAGCCCGUCGUUUGUCUUUGCGGGACCACGGCGGCUCUGCAUCCCGCACCUCCUCGCCUCGUCUUCGCGGCGCGUCGAGGCGUGGCGCUUCGUCCCCCUCACGCUGGGACGCGUCUCGCUGCCCCCCAUCUCUGUCCUCCUCCGAUCCGCAUCCGGGCGGGGCGCGCGGACGGGCGCAAACGGGCCGGCUGGGGACGAGGACGAGGACGAGGAGAGGGUGGUGUGGCAGUCGCUCUCGCUCGAUGCGCCAAGCGGGUUGUACGUCGAUGUGUUGCCUGCGUAG
Pseudozyma flocculosa PF-1 is the source of this 4413-nucleotide messenger RNA. RefSeq lists its product as uncharacterized. Lineage: Eukaryota; Fungi; Basidiomycota; Ustilaginomycetes; Ustilaginales; Ustilaginaceae. The transcript has 3 exons. Bases 1 to 4413 code for a protein of 1470 amino acids. The record is from RefSeq and is a predicted model, not a curated record.